AUGAUUGAUUCCAGGAUCUUCGUGUACCGUGCCUGCCUUCCUGAAGAUCACAAAUGUGGAUCUGGCCUGUGCAUUCCACCUACCAAAAAAUGUGAUGGUUACUUUGAUUGUCGGGAUGAGACAGAUGAAGCUGGCUGCAAUGGCACCUCCUGCCCUAAGGACAAGUUCCGCUGUAAUGACAAAUGUAUUGAAAAGAGUCAAAAAUGUGAUCACAGAAAUGACUGCGGCGAUAACUCGGACGAAAAAGACUGUGAUUUCCCUGCCUGUCAUGAGGAGCAGUUCCGGUGCGCCAACGCUCUGUGCAUCCCACGUCGCUGGCACUGUGAUGGUCACAGCGACUGUCCUGAUGGUUCUGAUGAACAAAACUGUACAGCUAUUGCUUGUCCAGACUCCAAAUUUUUGUGUGCCAAAGAAAAUCGUUGUAUUGAGAAGUCGAAGUUGUGCGACAGCCAGAGAGACUGUGAAGAUGGUUCUGACGAACGAACAGCGUGUUCGGCGGAGCUAUGUCCAAGUCUAGGGUGUGAGUAUGCUUGUCGGGCCUCUCUAGCUGGUGGAGAAUGUUACUGCCCACCAGGGAAGCAAGUCUCCAAUGAUACACGAACAUGCAUUGACAAGGAUGAGUGCAAGGAAUGGGGCCAUUGUGACCAGCAGUGUGUGAACACAGAUGGGUCUUUCAAGUGCCUGUGUACAAUAGGGUACAUGCUUCAUGACAACAAGCGCUGCUCUGCCAUUAAUGUUUCAGAUAAGCACAAGAUGGUUCUCUACUUUACACAUCACGACAAAGUUUUGAAGGUUCCCGAUAUGCUAGGAAAGGAACCUGAACUGGUAACAAAUGCUACCUCUGCGUGGGGUUUAGACUAUCAUUACAAGAAGGACCUUUUGUAUUGGUCUGAUACAGAAACAAGAAAGGUGUACUCUCAAAAACUGCGUGGUUCAAGCACCUCUACUGAAACCACACUUUCACUCCCUGGCUCUUUAACACCUGGUGCUCUUGCUGUUGAUUGGGUGGGAGAUAAGCUUUAUGUAGUAGACAUCUUGGGCCAGAAGAUUGAUGUGUUUGAACUUUCUGACCGAUACCAUGCCAUUGUUUUGUCAAACAAUAUUACUGAACCUCAAGAUAUUGGGCUUGAUCCAACGAAAGGCCUAAUGUUUGUAGUCGAUCAUGAUCGCAUUAUUCGUGCCAAUAUGGAUGGCACCAACCUGCAAGCCCUUGUGAAGGAUGUUAUCUACAAAGCAUCUGGUAUUGCUGUGGAUAUUAUUAGCAAACAUAUAUUUUGGUGUGAUUCUCUUCUGGAUUACAUUGAAACAGUUACUUACGAAGGAACUGGUCGAACUGCAAUUGUGAGAGGAUCUACAAACGUUCCAGCUCCAAACCGUCUGACAAUGUUCGAAAGUAAAAUUUACUGGACUGACAGCACUCGACAAGGUGUUAUUCGUAUAGACAAGUAUGAUGGGGCUUCUUCAAUUCAUCAAGUGUAUCGCAACCCAGGGAAGACUCAAGACCCCAAGGCUAUUAAAGCUGUCCAUGGAUUAAUGCAAACCCCAGUUGCAAAUCCCUGCUCAAGUAAUGGUGGAAGUACAAAUGGUGGAUGUGACCACCUGUGCAUCAUAACACAUGCAUCAUCUGGUCUAGGCUACCGCUGUGCCUGUGAUAUUGGAUAUCGCCUCAACACAGAUCAGCAAAAAUGCUCUAUGGUGGCAGAGUUUUUGAUGUAUUCGCAACAAAAAUUUAUCAAGGGACAAGUAUUGGAUCCUGUUUCUGAGAACUUCAAUGAUGCUAUCAACCCCAUAGUAUCAAAGGCUGCAAGAUUUGUGGGACUCGAUUUUGAUUAUCGUAAUGAUUACAUCUAUUACUCUGAUGUUAGCUUAGAUGUAAUUUACAGAGUGAAGAGAAAAGGAACAGGUCGUGAAAAUUUAUUAGCAUCACAGAACGAAGGUGUAGAGGGUCUGGCUCUGGACUGGGCUUCUGGAAAUCUUUAUUACAUUGAUAGUAGGAAAGGAACUCUGAAUGUACUGUCCACAAAGAAGCCAGAAUAUAGAAGAGUCUUGCUUACAGACCUCAAGCGUCCCAGAGCCAUUGUUGUGCAUCCCAACAAAGGGUUUGUUUUCUACUCUGAGUGGGACCGUCCAGCCAAUAUCAGUCGUGCCUAUCUCGAUGGCUCGAAUGUCAUGGUGUUCCGGAAUGUUUUGCUUGGAUGGCCCAAUGGUCUUUCAAUAGAUUAUUCUACAAAUCGUAUAUACUGGUGUGAUGCACUUCUGGAUCAUGUACAGCAUGCCAAUUUGGAUGGUACAGAUGUCCAGACCAUCAGCUCUCAGAGCAUCAGACAUCCAUUCUCCCUUGUUAUUUAUAAUGAUUGGCUGUACGUGACUGAUUGGCGUCGAGAUGCAAUUCUGAGAAUGAAUAAGACUGAUGGUUCCCAGGAGAGAACUGUAGCACAGGUUGCAGAGAGCAAUCGUCUCUAUGGUAUUCGCAUCUACAGUGUCAAAGCACAGGAUAUUGCUGUUGGGCACCCAUGUUAUAAUAAUAAUAACAACUGUGAGAAAUUCUGUUUCCCAGUGCCAGAUGAAACUACAGGAAAUCUUAAGGCAAAAUGUGACUGCCCCGUAGGUGAAAAAAUUAACUCUGAUGGCCUGACUUGUGCAGUUGAUCCUGAUGCCGAACCAAUGGAUCCAUCAUGUGCACCUUGGGAUUUUACUUGCUCCAAUGGUCGUUGUAUACAGAAAACUUGGGUGUGUGAUGGUGAUGAUGAUUGUCUGGAUAACUCUGAUGAAGAACAGAAUUGUACCGAGGCUACUUGUCGUGAGGAAGAGUUCCAAUGUGGCUCCGGAAGAUGUAUCCCAAACACCUUCAAAUGUGAUUCAGAUAAUGACUGUGGAGAUUUUUCAGAUGAGACCGGGUGUGUUAAUGUCACAUGUGAAACCUCAUAUUUCCAGUGUGACAAUGCCCGCUGCAUCCCAAUGAACUGGAAAUGUGAUUCUGAGAAUGACUGUGGUGAUAGUUCUGAUGAAGGAGAUUUUUGUGCCAACAAAACAUGUUCUUACUUCCAGUUCACUUGCCCCAGCACUGGUGCUUGCAUACCACAAGCUUGGGUAUGUGAUGGUGACAAUGAUUGCUAUGACAAUAAAGAUGAAGAAGGUUGUCCACCUAUAGCAUGUACAGCUGCUCAAUUCAAAUGUAAUAAUCAAAAGCAGUGUAUUCAUGAAUCCUACAAAUGUGAUGGAAUCCCAGACUGUGAUGAUGCUUCAGAUGAACUAGGAUGCCCCACUGUUGGACCAGAUGAGUGCAAUGAUGAGAGUCAGUUUAAGUGUGAGAAGUCUGGUAUAUGUAUCCCAAAGAGCUGGAGAUGUGAUGGCACUUCAGACUGUGAAGAUUCCUCUGAUGAACCUAAUACUUGUGGACAGGUAACUUGUCCCAGCAGCCAUUUUCAGUGCAAAAAUUCCAGAUGCAUAUUUCACUCUUGGUUAUGUGAUGGUGAGAAUGACUGCGGUGAUGGCUCUGAUGAAGACAAUGAUCAAGCUUGUGGAAAGCCUGCCUUCAAAUGUGGUGCUGGGAUGUGGAUGUGUCAGGAUGUUCUGGCCACUUGUGUCAACAACAGCCAAGUAUGUGAUGGCAAUAAAGAUUGCCCUAAUGGGAUAGAUGAAGGACCUGGGUGUAAUCAAAAUGACUGUGAUGGUGCAGAACUUCAGUGCUCCGUUAACUGUAUGCAGACACCAAAUGGUCGUCAGUGUAUAUGUAAUAAAGGUGAACGAAUUAAGGAGGGAAGUGAUACGGAGUGUGAAGACAUCAACGAAUGUGAUCCUCCAGGCAUCUGCUCUCAGACAUGUGUAAACAAGAAAGGCUCAUACAUUUGCUCAUGUGCUAAAGGAUACUUGUUAGAUUUUAAUAAGGCAACUUGUAAAGCAUUAAAUCGAUCACAGGCUUUCCUGGUAAUGAGCAAUCGCCGUAGCAUCUUGAUAGCUGACCUACACCAGCGAAACUUAGAGCGAGUACCAGUAUUGGUGGAAAAUGUUGUUGCAACGGCCUCUGAUAUGAAGAAUGGCACCCUCUUUUGGUCGGAUAUGAAAGUCAAGCAGAUUGUAAAACUGGAAAAGGGCGGUCAGCCGGAAGUGGUAAGCUAAUGUCAUGUUAUUUGU
Cherax quadricarinatus is the source of this 4134-nucleotide messenger RNA. The record is from RefSeq and is a predicted model, not a curated record. NCBI's taxonomy places the organism in Eukaryota, Metazoa, Arthropoda, Malacostraca, Decapoda, Parastacidae.